UUUGGAUAUAAAUCAAGAUUUACUAAUCCUACAUAUCCAGUGUACUAACAUCCUUACCCUAUCUCGGGAGGCAGAGAGAUUGUUUUCGAAAUUAAAAUAUCUAGAAAUAUGAGUAUGAUUGUAGAUUUGAAAGAAGAAGGUGAUGAUGAUCUGUUAGUACAGCUACCACCAACAAACUUCUCUGCAGUGGAAAAUAACUACAUAUAUAGAUCUGGAUUCCCUCAUCCUUCUAAUUUCACUUUUCUCCGGUCACUCAGUCUUCGUUCGAAUCAUAUACUUAUGCACAACACCUCACCACCCAUAAGAAAACAUCGAAUUAACAACAUAAAGCUUUACCAAUUCAGUAUCGAUGGAACAAAGGAUGCAUCAACUAUGUCAAGCAGAAGUGAAAUUAUAAUGGAUGGUUUGAGAGUGAUAACUGAUGAGAGAAAUCACCCGGUUUUAGUACAUUGCAAGAGAGGGAAACAUCGAACUGGUUGUGUCGUUGGAUGCUUGAGGAGGAAAUUGCAGAACUGGUGUUUGGAUGUUGUGGUUGAAGAAGAGUUCAAGCCAAAAUGGAGAGAAACUGACUUGAAAAUUUUGGAGAGUUUUGAUGUUCAAAUAUUGUUUGAGUAUUUCAAAUACUUGUUGUAAUGUCAAAAUAUUGUUUU
This is a messenger RNA of Solanum stenotomum, 650 nucleotides long. RefSeq names its product tyrosine-protein phosphatase DSP3-like. Gene Ontology annotation, biological process: dephosphorylation. Gene Ontology annotation, molecular function: phosphatase activity. The transcript has a single exon. Gene Ontology annotation, cellular component: cytoplasm. Lineage: Eukaryota; Viridiplantae; Streptophyta; Magnoliopsida; Solanales; Solanaceae. Bases 109 to 633 code for a protein of 174 amino acids. The record is from RefSeq and is a predicted model, not a curated record.